Closterium sp. Yama58-4 is the source of this 1317-nucleotide messenger RNA. Lineage: Eukaryota; Viridiplantae; Streptophyta; Zygnematophyceae; Desmidiales; Closteriaceae. The record is from the annotation of a GenBank genome assembly.
AUGGCGACUCAAGCUGCAACUCUUUGUGGAGCUAGUGCUCUUGUCGGAGCUGCUGUAGGCAAGGGAGUGAGGCAAGCUGGUGUUUCCAAGAAACUGAACCAGACGCGGUUGUCCGUGUCGGCGUCAGCGUCUUCGAAAGACAAUGAGCCGGCUCCUUCCAACAACCUCUUCUCCAAGCUGGCAACCGGCCUGGCGGCAGUAGCGACGACUGUCUCCCUCACCGCUGGUCCGAUGGAUGCCGUCGCUCUCGCUGCCGGCACUCCCGCCAUCAACCCGGCCAUCCCUGACGUCGGCGUGCUUAUCAAGGGUCAGCCAAUCAAGGAUGCGCGCGCGCUCCUCCGGUACGCGUUGCCGAUCAACAACCAGGCGAUUAAGGAGGUGCAGCAGCCUCUGGAAGCAAUCACCGAGGACCUCAGGCUGCCUGGCUCGAAGGCAUUCGACCCAGUCGAGAGGAACAUCCGUCAGGCCAACCGCGUGCUGAACCAGAGCAAGGACAAGAUUCUGGCGGACGUGGCGGAGAAGAACAAGGCGGAGGGGCGCGAGCUGAUCGAGAAGCUGCAGGACGGGCUGCAGGAGUUCCAGAAGAUCGUCGAGCGCCGCAACCGCGAGAGCAUCCAGCCCAAGCAGAAGGAGCUGCUGGCCAUCGUCGGCGACAUUGAAGAGGCGAUGGUGGGGGCAUUCCCAUACCAGAUCCCGGCUGAGUUCAAGGGGUACCCCGUGCUCAAGGGGCGCGCGAACGUUGAGAUGACAGUGCGCCCGCUCAACAACCCCAACCUCCGCGAAGUGGUCUUUGAGAUCGUUGUCGACGGUUACAACGCACCGGUUACCAGCGGUAACUUCGUGGACCUGGUGAAGAGGGGCUUCUAUGACGGCAUGGAGAUCCAAAGAGCUGAUGGCUUUGUGGUGCAGACUGGAGACCCCGAGGGGCCUGCAGAGGGCUUUGUGGAUCCCGCCACUGGCAAGGAGCGCAGGAUUCCUCUGGAGGUGUUCGUAGAGGGGGACAAGGAACCCGUGUACCAUGACACUCUUGAGGACCUGGGCAGAUACCGUGCUCUCCCCAAGAUUCCUUUCAACGCCUUCGGCACCAUGGCCAUGGCCCGCGAGGAGUUUGACAACGACAGUGCCUCCAGCCAGAUCUUCUGGCUGCUGAAGGAGAGUGAGCUGACCCCCAGCAGCGCCAACAUUCUCGAUGGCCGUUACGCUGUCUUUGGUUACAUUGUGGGGAACGCCGACUUCCUUGCUGAUCUUAAAGUGGGGGAUGUCAUAUCGAGUAUGAAGGUCACCCAAGGGCUUGACAACCUGGAGAUUUUGAAAUAG